UUGCCGAUGGGGUUGGCCAAGCGGCCCAAGGGAGCCUGUGGCCACCGGGGCUUCAGGGGUUAAAUCAACGUACCACAAAUUGAGGAACAAGAUUAGGGAAUAAGCGAUCCGACUAAAUUCCUCGUGAUCCCAAGCCAUGGCAAAACGGGACGAGGCAACGUGAGUCACUCCAGAGAGAAGCAGCGUCCCAAAGGGGAAUCAGCCAGCAGGUGAGACCAGCCGCCGUGGGCAGAGUGGCCAAGGAGCGCGGUGCCGCGGACUCCGGCUUGCUGGUGAUGGAGAGCAUCUCUUCUUCCCCUUCACCCUUCUCUGCCAGUUCCCCCACCGUGCAGUCCGAGAACGCCACUGCCCAUGACUACUACUCCGGCCUGCAGAAGAGCAUGCACAUCCUCUCCAUGGUGGUGUACAGCAUCGCCUGUUUGCUGGGGGUGACAGGGAACGGCCUCGUCAUCUGGAUCGCAGGCUUCAAGAUGAAGAAGACGGUGAACUCUGUCUGGUUCCUCAACCUGGCCAUUGCUGACUUCAUCUUCACCUUUUUCCUGCCCCUCAGCAUCGCCUACACCGCCCUGGGCUUUCACUGGCCGUUUGGGAAGCUCCUGUGCAAGCUGAACAGCACCAUCGCAUUCCUCAACAUGUUCGCCAGCGUCUUCCUCCUGACGGUCAUCAGCAUGGACCGCUGCGUUUCUGUGGCCUUUCCUGUCUGGUCUCACAACCGCAGGAGUCCGGAGCUGGCAGCCAGGAUUGCACUGGGGACGUGGAUCCUGGCUCUCCUCCUCAGCUCCCCGUACCUCGUCUUUCGGGACACGGUGGUCAGUUCCAGGAACAUCACCAGCUGCUAUAAUAAUUUUGCACUUUCUGAUGACUACACGUCCGAGGCAACGCGGAGGCUGUGGAGGAUGCGGCAUAAAGCGAUGAUCAUAACGCGAUUCUUAUGUGGGUUCCUCAUCCCUUUCACGGUGAUUCUCAUCUGCUACAGCAUCGUUGCUGUCAAGCUGAAAAGGCGGCAGUUAGCCAACUCUGCGAAGCCAUACAGAAUUAUCAUUGCUGUCACAGUCUCGUUUUUCCUCUGUUAUUUCCCCUAUCACGUCUUCUCCUUGCUGGAAAUAUCCAAAAACUCUUCCAGUCACGAGAUGAAAAUGGCCCUUUACAUAGGGAUCCCCUUGGUUUCCAGCCUUGCUUUCUUCAACAGCUGCAUCAACCCCAUCCUGUACGUAUUUGUGGGGCCGGAUUUCAAGGAGAAGUUUCGCCAGUCCAUCCUGUCGACCUUCGAAGGGGCCUUCAGCGAGGAGUCGGUCCUGGGCAGUCUGACCAGCCGGCGGAAGUCCAGGUCUGCUUCGGAAGCGGAGGUCCCGAGGGUCUGAGCAGGCACUGGUGUGGAGGGGGCAGUUCUUUUCUCUGUGAUUUCCCUUCAUUUCAGAGCUAUAGUUGCAGGACUGGGGGCUACGAAGGGCUGUGCAUGCUAACGAAGUGUGAUUUCAUGUUUUGGAGGUAUCUCAAACCUACUAUGACUUAAUAUAUUACAGAAAUUAAACAACCAUCUGGGGCUGCAGCAGGGUGGGAAAGUCAAAGUACAUUUUGCUCCCUGUGUCGCUUCCUUGGCUGCCUUGUGUCCCUCUAUCUCUUCCAUCCCCCUAUGGUCCAUCAUACCCGGCAAAAUAUCUCCCUGGCUGGCCAUGCUGAGGGGGCAAUCACAGCCUGGGUGGUGGCUGCCAGUUGUCAGACUUGGUUGCCUCAGCGCUGUUGAUCUCUUACAGCUUCCAGUUUUUAACAGGGACCCUUUAUAAAAUUCGCUGGGUUUGUGACUCUGCUGGCAGAGCUCCCUUUACUUUCCUCUCCUCCUGGGGCUCUCAAGGAGGGAGCUCUCAGCUGCUCUCCAUGCCACCCAGCCCAGGGUCACCUUGUACAUGUCCGGGGGAGGCAUAUGGGGACAAAUCCUGUUUGCAUCUCUGUUGGGUUCACCUGCCUGCAGUGCAUUUACACGUGGCGCCCCAAGGGGAGAUUUUUCUUCCCUGCCCUUACCAGACUUCCCUGGCAGCUCAGCUUUGCUGGGGUUCCACCAGGGAGCAAAAUCGGGUCCAGCUGCACUGGCGGAGUACAGCUGUGCCGGAGGUGUACGGCCACGCUGGAGGUAUAUGGCUGUGCUGAGGUGUAUGGCUGCGUCAGCAUUUCGGCUGUCCAGAGGAGAAGAGGAGGGAAGGGAGAGCUAUUCCAUAAGUCCCUUGUAAUUAAAUUAGUAAACAAAAUACAAAAAUCCUUUCCCAUGUAUCAUUCCAGUCUGGUGCAUGGGCUGCUAAAGCUUAAGGACAAAAUAAUUAAAAAAAAAAAGCAGCUUGAACGUGCAGUGGGAUCCAUCCAGAGGCACUCCUACACAUGCAGCUUUUAAAGAAAUAGGGUUAAAUGAAAUGGCUAUAUGUAUUUUUGUAGGGUCUGGAAUAGCUAGUAAGACACUCAUCUUUUCUCUCCCCAGAUGUGUGGCAGGACAAAUUAUUGGUUGUGCUCCAGUUCCUCAGGUUUGAUGUACAGCAUAACUAUUGCUGAGCAAUGCUUGUCUGUGUGUGUGAAUUUGACAUGUUUCUGGCCCUUAAAUAGUGAAGAUCUGACAUUUUGUACUGUUGGUGAAUGAAUAUUAAACCCCAUUAAACUUAUGUAAAACAUA
This is a messenger RNA of Harpia harpyja (harpy eagle), 2656 nucleotides long. RefSeq names its product chemerin-like receptor 1. Gene Ontology annotation, cellular component: plasma membrane. The transcript has 2 exons. Lineage: Eukaryota; Metazoa; Chordata; Aves; Accipitriformes; Accipitridae. Bases 276 to 1361 code for a protein of 361 amino acids. The record is from RefSeq and is a predicted model, not a curated record. Gene Ontology annotation, molecular function: complement receptor activity; N-formyl peptide receptor activity. Gene Ontology annotation, biological process: inflammatory response; positive regulation of cytosolic calcium ion concentration; phospholipase C-activating G protein-coupled receptor signaling pathway.